This is a messenger RNA of Lotus japonicus, 1842 nucleotides long. RefSeq lists its product as uncharacterized. NCBI's taxonomy places the organism in Eukaryota, Viridiplantae, Streptophyta, Magnoliopsida, Fabales, Fabaceae. The transcript has a single exon. The record is from RefSeq and is a predicted model, not a curated record. The coding region runs from base 109 to 1665 and encodes 518 amino acids.
UUCUGAAGCUCAGAAUCAUGAGAACAGCGUGACUCUGCAAAACCAAAAUUCCAAAGAAAAAAAAAACAAAAAUCAAUUUGAGCUUGAACCUUGAAGGUGCAUGCAUCAAUGGAGAAUCAGAAUCUCAAUCAGAAGAAGAAGAACAGUUACCCCUCUCUCCCUUCCAACUACGUCACUCUCGCUCAACUCCAACAGCGAUGGCUCAACCAACAAACCCAGAACCAAGACAAACAACAACAACAACAACCGCAGCAUCAAGAAGAAGAACCGAUUGCGGCUUCAACGAAUGAAACCGCUGCCGGAGACUCGGUCACCAACCGCCGUGAACCGGAGGCCGGCGCCGGAAUCGGAGGUGAAUCCGCCGAUCUGAACAAGAAGGUCGCUGAAUCGUCGAAGAAGAAGCGGAAAGCAUGGAAAGGGAAUCGGAAGCGGAAACCUAACGUGGAGGAGCAGAAAGCAGCGAUUGAAGAAGGUUCGGAAGCUGCAAUCCGAAGCGAGGUGAACGAGAAGAAUGGCGUUGAUUCGGUCAAGGUGGAGGAGGAGGAAGGUGAGCGGAAAUUUGGGGGUUCAUCGGUCAACGCGGUGAAGGGGAAUCGGAAUGGGAGAGUGAGAAGGGUGGAGCAGAAAGGAGUGAGUGUAGGAGGUCCGAGAACUGCAAUUGGAAUGGUGUGGAGCGAGAAGAGAAGAGUUGAUUUGGUAAAAGUGGAGGAGAAUGUUGAACAGAAAGUUAGGGUUUUAACUGUUGUGAAGGGGAAUCGGAAUGGGAGAAUGAGAAGAAUGAACAAGGUGGAGCAGAAGGGAGCGAGAGCGAGUGAAGGAGGUUCGAAAAUCACAAUCGGAAGCGAUUUGGAUGAGAAGAAGAGUGUUGAUUUGGUGAAAUUGGAGGAGAAAGUUGAACAGAAAUUUGGGGGUUUAACUGUGAAUGGGAAUCAGAAUGGGGGGAUGAGAAGAAUGAAUGAGGUGGAGCAGAAAGGAGAGAGUGAAGGAGGUUCGAAAACCAUGAUCGGAUGCGAGUUGAAUGAAAAGAAAAAUGUUGAUUUGGUGAAAUUGGAGGAGAAAGCUGAGCAGAAAUUUGGGGGUUUAGCUGUGAAGGGGAAUCAGAAUGGAGGGAUGAGAAGAAUGAACAAGGUGGAGCAGAAAGCAGCGAAUGGAGAUUCGAAAACCGCAAUCGGAAACAAUUUGAACGAAAAGAAAAGGGUUGAUUUGGUGAAAUUGGAGGAGAAAGUUGAGCAGGAAUUUGGGGGUUUAACUGUGAAUGGGAAUCAGAAUGGAGGGAUGAGAAGAAUGAACAAGGUGGAACAGAAAGCAGCUAAUGGAGGUUCGGAAACCGCAAUUGGAAGCGAUUUGAACGAAAAGAGAAAUGUUGAUUUGGUAAAAGUGGAGGAGAAAGCUGAACAGAAAUCUGGGGGUUUUUCAGUCAACUCAGUGAAGGGGAAUCACAAUGGGAGAAUGAGAAGAAUGAAUAACAAUGACGGUUUUCGCCACUAUGAAUCUCAGAGGAAUGGUCAUGGCACUGGCUACCGUCGUCACGGUGGUUUCAAUGGUCAACACUCCAAUGUUCAGAGGGGGAAAAGUGACAAGAUGGUUUGGGUUAGGAAAGAUGAUGUUGGUGCUGGUGCUGGUGCUGGUGCUGGUGAUGGUGGUGAAAUUGAGAGUGAGACCUAGCUUUAUGUUCUUGUUAAUUUUCAUUUUUUGGUGUCUUUUGAGUUUUGAUUCAAACUCAUAGAAACAUGUCAUAUGAUAUGAUGAUUGCUUGAACCUUGAGGCCAUUGUUAUGUGUAUGCUAACCCUAACCCACAUUUUGGAGACUGCAAUUUCUGGUAUGGAAUUGGCUUAACAUCA